Chrysochloris asiatica (Cape golden mole) is the source of this 624-nucleotide messenger RNA. Its product is annotated as TM2 domain-containing protein 1-like. Gene Ontology annotation, biological process: apoptotic signaling pathway. Gene Ontology annotation, molecular function: G protein-coupled receptor activity; amyloid-beta binding. The record is from RefSeq and is a predicted model, not a curated record. NCBI's taxonomy places the organism in Eukaryota, Metazoa, Chordata, Mammalia, Afrosoricida, Chrysochloridae. The transcript has 6 exons. The coding region runs from base 1 to 624 and encodes 207 amino acids.
AUGGCGGCGCCCUGGCCUUCGGAUUCUUCUCCGGAGGCUUUAGCCGCCCACCUCCUGGGUGUGCUGUGGUUCGUGUCAGUCACCCCUGGACCUUGGGGGGCUGCUGCCACCGCCGUCGCCGGGGGCGAGGAGACGCUUAAGUGCGAAGAUCUCAAAGUGGGACAGUAUAUUUGUAAAGAUCCAAAAAUAAAUGAUGCCACUCAGGAACCAGUUAACUGUACAAACUACACAGCUCAUGUUCGAUGUUUUCCAGCGCCCAACAUAACUUGUAAGGAUUACAGUGGCAAUGAAACACAUUUUACUGGAAACGAAAUUGGUUUUCUUAAGCCCAUAUCUUGCCGAAAUGUGAAUGGCUAUUCAUACAAAGUGGCCGUUGCUCUCUCUCUUUUUCUUGGAUGGUUGGGAGCAGAUCGAUUUUACCUUGGAUACCCGGCCUUGGGUUUGUUAAAGUUUUGCACUGUAGGGUUUUGUGGAAUUGGGAGCCUAAUUGAUUUCAUUCUUAUUUCAAUGCAGAUUGUUGGCCCUUCAGAUGGAAGUAGUUACAUUAUAGAUUACUAUGGAACCAGACUUAUAAGACUGAGUAUUACUAAUGAAACGUUAAGAAAAACACAGUCAUAUCCGUAA